CUGUGCGGGAAUCAAAAACAGACUUUUCCUGACGUCUUGUGGAAUGUGACGUAACACAUGAAGAAGGCGUUACGAGUUUGUUUAUCUGGCAGAGACGCACACGCGCUUACAAGCAAAUAGAAAGCAAAUCUUUUUAUUUUGCUCCGUUAUUUUAUUGUACAUUUCCUCACGCAGGCUAUGAUUUACCCUACUAAAACAGUCAUAUUGAUUUUUUUUUUUUUUCCUUUCUCUUUUUUCAGAAUUAACCUCGAAAUUUCAAUGGGUUAAUGCGAUGCAUUGGCCAGUAGUUUCAAUGGUAAGAUACCGUUGGCCGCCGGCGACCACUCCCACCUUUUAGGUACUGCUCAUUUUACCCGCUGAUUGGCCUUUGGAAACACCCACUACCGGGUUUAAGGCCGAUAGCACCGCCUCUCCGCCGAUAUCUCGCGCGAUAUCAUUGGAUGCGGCCGGGCUCAAUUUGCAUACGCUACCGGACUGGUCAAAACCAACGUCCGUCAUUAGGUAUCUGUACUCACAGCAGUUCACAUAGAGCGUGCUGGUGUGUCAUCGUGGUGCAGAGAGGCAGCGAUACGCGGUGAGUAAUGCCGGCCUUGUUGCUUGAUGUCAGGACGGCUAUAGAGAGGAUGAAGGCGGACGCGGAUUCCCUCUGACCGUGGCAUCCUACAUUCAUUGACUGAAGUCUGCCCAUUGUCAACAUGGCAGAGCAAUGGACCGCAGUGCCCACUUCUAAUAUGGCGGCGCUGAACCGGGCUAGAUCAUUGACUGUUAUAUUCUUAAUUGUCAGCAGUUGUCUGAUCAGUAGCGUUGAUGGCAAAGACGCGCCAGAAGAGACUGUCAUCAUUGGCCUCCGGCUCGAGGACACCAACGAGGUGUCAUUUAUGGACGGAGGCAUUUUGCGCGUCAGCGAGCGAUCUCGUGUCAGGUUAAGGGUCUAUGGGCAAAACAUAAACAACGAGACGUGGUCCAAACUCGCCUUCACGGAACACCGCAGCAGCAGCGCACCUGCGGAGAGCCAGAGCCCCGGAGACGCACCUGCCUCGCAUCCCUGCGGCAUCCGAUCCUCCGAUAUCAUCAUCCUUCCUAACGUUGAGGUAAACAGAAAGACAUCUGGUAUUAUUGAAUUAGAGGUGAAGCCUCUGCGAAAAACAGAGAAGAGUAAAUUGUAUUACCUGUGCAUCGCCACCACAACACCUGGCGCGCAGGACUCGUGGUCCGAGAACACCUGGAUCUAUCACGACGGGCAUGACACGAAAGUGCUCGUGGUGGAGGAGAAAAAGUUCCUGCUGCCUUUCUGGCUGCAGGUUAUUUUUAUUGCCAUGUUGUUGUGUUUGUCCGGCAUGUUCAGCGGGCUGAAUCUGGGACUGAUGGCGCUGGAUCCCAUGGAGCUCCGGAUUGUCCAAAACUGCGGGACUGAGAAGGAGAAGAAUUACGCGAAGAAAAUCGAGCCAGUCCGAAGCCAAGGAAACUACCUUCUGUGCUCUUUGCUCUUAGGAAAUGUUCUGGUCAAUACCACUUUGACCAUUCUGCUCGAUGACAUCGCAGGAUCGGGGCUGAUCGCUGUGGUGGUGUCCACUAUAGGCAUCGUUAUAUUCGGAGAAAUAGUGCCACAAGCCAUCUGCUCCAGGCAUGGGCUCGCCGUGGGCGCAAACACAAUAUUCCUGACUAAAUUCUUCAUGAUCCUCACUUUCCCUGCAUCCUAUCCCGUCAGUAAACUCCUGGACCACGUGCUGGGGCAGGAGAUAGGCACUGUGUACAACAGGGAGAAGCUGCUGGAGAUGCUCAGGGUGACCGAUCCGUAUAAUGACCUGGUGAAAGAGGAGCUCAACAUCAUCCAGGGUGCUUUGGAGCUCAGGACUAAAACUGUGGAGGAUGUCAUGACGCCUUUGCGAGACUGCUUCAUGAUUGCGGGUGAUGCCAUCCUGGACUUCAACACCAUGUCUGAGAUCAUGGAGAGCGGCUACACGCGCAUACCUGUAUAUGAGGGCGAGAGGUGUCAUAUUGUGGACCUGCUGUUUGUCAAGGACCUGGCCUUUGUGGAUCCAGAUGACUGCACGCCGUUGAAAACCAUCACCAAGUUCUACAGCCACCCUCUGCAUUUUGUCUUCAAUGAUACAAAGCUGGAUGCCAUGCUCGAGGAGUUUAAAAAAGGUAAAUCCCAUCUGGCCAUUGUCCAAAGAGUGAAUAAUGAAGGAGAGGGUGACCCAUUCUAUGAAGUUCUGGGCAUCGUCACGCUAGAGGACGUCAUUGAGGAAAUUAUCAAAUCUGAGAUUCUUGAUGAGACAGACUUAUACACUGACAACAAGACGAAAAAGAAGAUAGCUCACAGGGAUAAGAAACAGGAUUUCUCUGCUUUCAAACCCACAGAUAACGAGUUGAGGGUGAAAAUAUCUCCGCAGCUUCUUUUGGCUACACUGCGUUUCCUGGCAACUGAGGUAGAGUCCUUUAGUGCAGCUCAAAUGUCAGAGAAAAUCCUCCUGCGCUUGCUGAAACAUCCUAACGUCAUCCAGGAGCUCAAAUAUGAUGACAAGAACAAGAAAAUGUCAGAGCACUACCUCUUUCACCGCAACAAGCCUGUGGACUACUUCAUCCUCAUCUUGCAGGGGAAGGUGGAGGUUGAGGCUGGAAAGGAGGGGAUGAAGUUUGAAGCUGGUGCCUUCUCGUAUUAUGGAGUGCUGGCUCUAACCUCCUCACCAGUUCCUCUCUCCUUGUCUCGAACCUUCGUGGUGAGCAGGGCAGAAUCGCUGGCAGGAUCUCCAGAAAAUAAGUCACCUCCACGACCGUUCGGACUCAACCACUCAGACUCCCUGAACAGGAGUGACCGGAUGGAGGCGGUCACUCCCACACUGGGCAGCAGUAACAACCAGCUCAACUCCUUCCUGCAGGUCUAUGUGCCGGACUAUUCUGUGAGAGCUGCCUCUGACCUGCUUUACAUCAAGGUGACCCGCCAGCAAUAUCAGAACGCCCUGAUGGCGUCUCGCAUGGACAAGACGCCUCAGUCCACGGACAGCGAGUUCACCAAGAUCGAGUUGACUUUCACCGAGCAUCAGGAUGGACCACUGGACGAGUCGGCCACUCUUUUGACCACCAACGCACAUAAACCCAACCACACUGCCCACAACGACGGGGCUAUUUAACCACCCUCAGCGGAGAGAGAUGGCGUGAGAGCGCUCGGCUCCAUUAGCCUUUCCCGAGAGGCCUUCUCCUACACUGGGCAGCUUUAGUUUGACAUAACGAGUCCUCUCAUCACGGUCGAUUUCAAAGGGGAACAUACGCAAAGACUACAAUGUGAAGGGCCGCAUAUCCCACACAAUGCAUGCACUAAUGACCUUAACACCUUUUGUAGGCAGCGGAUCAGUCAGGGACCAUAAAAUCAUUUUCGCUCGAGGACAAACACACUUGAAAUACGCACUCACACACUUUCACUUAGGAGCAAGGUGACGACCCACACCACACCUCGACCAGACACGAUACUAGAAGGACAAAGAAAUAACGGUGCCUUUAGACAGCGCUCGGUUACUGUCAACAAAGGAGAUCUAGAGGCCCCCGAGGGCCUGGGCGACACAGAGCUCUCCCAAAUCUUCCAUUCGACCCAGGAAGCCUGAGCAGAUGCAGCCACCGAUGAGAUAUCAGCGACCAGGAGGCUUGGAAACACUCGACGGAGAUCAAUGACGCUAAGCCUUUCGAAAAAAAAGCAGGAUGCAUCUCGGUCUGUCAGCAGAACUGAGACGCCUCAUGACCAAAGACAUUUGGCAAGGACAGCAAAUAACAGGCAGAAUAACUGUGGGUCCUUCAAAAGAAUUUGUUACAAAAUGGCAGCCUCGGAUACGACACGCAUUAGCAGGCAAAACAGCAUUUGCCUGGACUGUGCCAAAUAACACCAACGAUUUCAGUGAUUUCUUCUGCCCAGGUUAAUCCACGUCACGUGCAUAUGUGCUACGUACAGCAUUCGCAGUACAAAGAAAUCAGAUGUGUUUACAUAUGAGGGCCUUUUUCAUCUAUAUAUAUAUACAGUAUAUAUAUAUAUAUAUAUAUAUAGAGUGAGAGAGAGAGAGAUUUUUUUACGCCAAUCCUGAUUGCGCUGAGGUACAGCGUCACCUAUUUUAAGGUGAAUAGAGUAUACGUCUCAUGACUGGUUCCAUUUUUAUGUACGUCGGACCACUCUUUAUUAACGAUACGUUUUUGAUUUUCAGUGCUUUUGUUGUAAUCAUGUAACUCUUCAUUUUUAAAAGAAACAUUUUGUACGUCACAACUACCUUUCUUCAGAUAGUUUCUAGCUGCAUUUAGGACUUCAAAAAACACGUAAAGGACUAUUUCAGGAACUUACACUGUAACUAUAUCUCAUCUUCAGAUUCCAUAUUUGAUCUUUUAUCUUACGUUUAUUAUUUUUAGAAAAAAAGCUAUUCAUGUAGGACUCAAUGCCAUGGGAUUGUAAAAGAGGUACUUGUAAUGAUUUAUCGAUUUUAAAACAGAUGAAAAAGGAAAAUAAUUCAGCAUUAAUGUAUUUAUUUUGGUUUUAUUAUGACAAGAUUACACUAACGCUCUUGACACAAAGGGGAACGUUUCUCUGGCUGAUGUUUUUAUCCGCUGUUUUUUUUUUUUUUUUUUUUAAUCAGAACCUCCUGAGACGCUUCUGUCAGAAGUGUAAAGCCGCUGGAUAUCAGGACAUUUACGUCUUAAGUGUUUUAUGUAGCAACCUCUCAGUGCAAUAGUGCAACAGCUAUGCAGGGACAAUCAUGACCAAUUAAUGAGCUUACUGGUAGGACAAAAUAACUGAAAGUAAACUAUCAGAAUUUAAUAAGAGGCUGAGAGGUAGAAUAAGUUUGUUAGAUUAACAUAACUACUGUUAAGGGGCUUGAGAUGUGAAGUAGUGAUUGUUGAACACUAACAAAGGCUUCAUUCCUGUUCUUCUGUUACAUUGACUGCUUAUUCCAGUUUGUUCACACUGUGUUAAUGAGGAACGCCCUUUCAUUUCACUUAAAGCAUUUGGUGAUGUCCUACAGGUCAGAUCAGUGUUUUCACAUUUGAUCGCCUGCCUUAGAAAAGAGGAAAUGUCUUCAAAAAAUGUGGUGCUCUAACAUGCGGUUUGAGUCUGUCAUACACUGCUGCUAUUUUCAAUCUUGAAUGUGUAUAGAGAUACUGUACAGUCAUAAAUCAGAGAGUACUAUUGUAUGCUUACAUAAUAUAAACCAGACAAUGCUAUAUCAGAUUUAAAUAUACAUAUUAUAUAUAUAUAAUGCAGAUGGAAAUUGCUAUAAUAAAACUGUUUGACAACUUUAUGACUGCC
This is a messenger RNA of Ctenopharyngodon idella (grass carp), 5284 nucleotides long. It is a transcript of the gene cnnm2a, whose product is annotated as cyclin and CBS domain divalent metal cation transport mediator 2a. Lineage: Eukaryota; Metazoa; Chordata; Actinopteri; Cypriniformes; Xenocyprididae. The transcript is spliced from 8 exons. The coding region runs from base 696 to 3134 and encodes 812 amino acids. Gene Ontology annotation, cellular component: plasma membrane. Gene Ontology annotation, biological process: magnesium ion homeostasis; transport. The record is from RefSeq and is a predicted model, not a curated record. Gene Ontology annotation, molecular function: magnesium ion transmembrane transporter activity.